This is a messenger RNA of Eimeria mitis, 3327 nucleotides long. RefSeq lists its product as uncharacterized. Bases 1 to 3327 code for a protein of 1108 amino acids. The record is from RefSeq and is a predicted model, not a curated record. The transcript has 3 exons. NCBI's taxonomy places the organism in Eukaryota, Apicomplexa, Conoidasida, Eucoccidiorida, Eimeriidae.
AUGCACUCCAAGGGGGGAAGCAUCGCCCUGAGCACUGUGGGGGCCAGUGGGCCUCUAGGAGGGAGGAAGCUGGGUGUGCUGCAGCAGCAGGGGGGAACUGCGACGGCUUCGGAGCUGCUCACGCUGCCCGCCAUCGGUGUGACCUGCUGCAGCAGCAGUUGCAGUAGCAGCAGCAGCCCAUCUGGGGCAGAUGAGCCUGCAGAGAACUGGGCCUCCACAGGCGGACUCAUAGAGAGCCCCGCCUCCGCACGGCAUCGUGCUUGCUACUGUUGUCUGGACCCCUGCGCAAACCGGUAUGAGGCGAGCGCAAACAACCGCUGUAACAGCAGCUGUAACACGUGCUGUAGCCCCAUUUGUAGUUGCAGGGGAGACUUCAAAUGGUGGGGAGUUGAACAAGGCGGCAGCAGUAGCUGCUGCUGUUGCAACUUAGCCAAGGACAUGGACUGCAGCACAGUCUGCAGUACCUCUAGCAGGCCAGAAGAACGGCAGCCUUCUCUUGCCUACACUUCCACCGAGGCGGUUAAGAGCAGUAACAACAGCAACAACGGCGACAACUGCAAGAGCAACUGCACCAACAGUUGUAAAGGAAGCAGCCCCAGCCGCGGGGAGUACAAGUGGCGCGGUCGUAUGAAUCUUUUCCUCAGAAGGGCUGUUCUGGGAGACUUCACCAAGAGCUCAAACGGCAGCAACAACGGCCGUUGCUGUAGUGCUGCCGACCCACAUACGCCUGAAUCCACUUCCCAGGAGCAGCGCCAAGACCGGACACCGAGAUGUCUGCUUGUGGGGGCCGCAGACCCGAACCCCAGGACCCAGGAGGCAGAGCCUAAAGGGGCCCCCUUGAGCGGGGCACCUCUGGGGGCCCUCGGCCGCAGCUGGCAGGAUGCGCGAGGGCCAAAGGGGUUGCGUGCUGAAACCAGAUUUGACAGUCCACAAGAGGCACCGGAUUCUGAGAUUGGAAAGGCUGCUGCAACCAAUUCUCAGCAGCAGCCGCUGCUUCUGCUGGCGUCGGUAAAAGAGGUCCGUAGCAGCACUCCGAUGACAUACAACACCAACAGCCACGGCGACUGCUCGGGCAUCGAUCAACUCGUCAGGCAGCCCCUUCAGCAACUCCCCGUGGCCUACAGCAGCAGCAACAGUCCAGCCGCAGCAGAGCCGGCUUCAUCAGAAGCUACAUCGGCAGUUGCAGAACCGUUGUCGCCAGCAGCUGCAGCGACACCAACAGCUGCAGUAACAACGCCGACAGCAGCGCCCACGACACCUGCAGCAGCAGCAACACCAACCACAGCAGCAACAACGCCAACGGCAGCAGCUGCAACACCAACGGCAGCACCGGUGACCCAUACAGAAGGGGCAACAGAAACAACUGCAACGUCAAUAGCAGGAGCAACACCAAUAGCAGCAAACGCAGCGUCCCCCGCAGCAGCAACAACACCAACAACAGCAGCAACCCCGACAAACGCAACAGCAAAAAUACUAGCAACACCAUCAGCACACACCCCAACAGAAGUAGCAGCAACUCGUCCUAGUGAGGCAUCGUUUUCGAGCCCAAGCGGGGGCUCCUCUUCUGCAGUGUGCGAACAAAGUGCCCCGUCGUGUGAGCCUCGCUUUUGUUAUUGUCUCGAGCAUCUUCUGGCAGGUCUCUGUUGGGGGCCUCCCUGCCUGUGUGGGGCCCUUCAGGACUCUGUCCGCUGGGGCUUUGGGGGCACCUGCACGGUUGACAACCACCUCGUGAACCCGCAGCAGGAGCUCGAGCUGCUGUUGCAGCGAGCAGCGGCCACGGCGCCUUCGGGAGGGGAGGGCCCGACACAAGUGGCCCCGCAGAAGAAGAUUGCCGGCGACCGCUACGGGGCCCUUCGUGCUGCUCAGAGAUCGGGAGAGGCGGGCCUCUGGUCUCCUACUGGAGACUCCUUGCUGCCAAUGCCAACCAUCCUGUCAUCCGCUGGAGGGGACAGUUCCGCAUGUACCUCAUUGGGCCGAUUGGUACCUGGAAACGGCUCUGCCUUGUCCUCUGGUGAUGCCGUCUGCGCGCCUCCCCUCCCUGAGUCGUGCUCUCCAAUAAGUGAUUGGGGGAGUCCCGCACAGCAGUGGGCGGUCCCCCAGAGGACCGAAUGCGACGGCACGGAUACUAGCAGCUGCAGCAGCGAAGUGAGGCCAUGGAAUCCCACACUGGUGAAGAAGCGCGGGUACGGAAUGGGGAACUUUUCCAGCGAGGAGAAGGAAGAAGGCCGAUCAUGCCUUGGGCUGUUUGCACCUCUGUUAGGGUUUGAGGGGCCCCCAAAGGGGUCCUCUCAAAACGUGAGUCGCUACCCACGGACGGCUUUGUGUGCGGACGCGUUUGUAUGCUCUGGGGUACAGUGGCUUGCGUCCUCUGAAGAUGAGGCGGGGGAGAGCGGAGCGGAGGGUGGCGGUGGGAGGCCGCUCCUUCCUUUGCCAAGCUGCAGCGCUCGUUUCUGCGGUGGCAAGGCACUGGAGACCGGAAAGCCGUACACUCGGGAUGGGAGACGUAAACGAGACGGAGGAGUACGGGACAGAAACAAAUUGGCAGAAGGAUUCCGAAGCGCCAGAGACUGCGGGAACAGCUUGCUCUAUUCUUCCAGUAAAAGGACCACUGGAACCCCCUUUUGCCUAAGGCCCAACGCACACCAACCCCUCUCCUCGACCGCAGGCGGACCUGUAACAGGGCAAGGAGCCACCUGGGCAGAUAUCCGAGAAGCAGACCGGACUGGGAAGUUCACUGGGGGCCCUGAGGGCACGCCGGGCUGCGCCGGCAGUCGCUGGAGAGACGGAGGGAGAGAAGAAACAAGAGAUGCGGUUUGCAGCAGCGGAAACGGUGGUCAUCAGACAGUGAUGGAAAUCGCUGCUGUACCCGUGAGGACCAGAAAAGGAUUUAGGAAGCCCCUUCCUCUGCCACCUGAGAUGCUGGCAGCCAUUGCUGCCGCGGGGCCUCGUCGACCCGUGGAACCCGUGCUGCAAUACGAUGGAGAAAGCAGAGAAUGGAGAGUCUUCUGGAUGGAAGAGCCACAAGCGAGAUAUAAGGUGUUCCAGUCCAAAAAGUUCGGGAAAGAGAGGGCCCAGCAACUUGCCCUGGAGUGGCUGCACCGGGCUAAGGCAGGGGCCAUUCACGGGUCCGGGAGGGGCCCCCGGGUUGGGGGCCCAUCAGCAUAUAGGUUCAAGCGAGGGAGACACGAAGGGCCCCCUCUAGCCACUGAAUACAAGCACAGCAGCCCCGAGACCCUCCAACUCUCAACCCCCCACUCCGCACUAGAGCUGUCCCCUGAGGCGUCUCCUGCGCUCACACCCUUCCCUACAGCCAUCCCCGCGAUCUAA